GGAGGCCCGGCGGCCCGCGCCCCUAGCCACUGCUUGCCCGCCCCAGAGCUUGGUGCCACCGCUGUCGCCGUCGCUGCGCCCUGCCCGCUUGCUCGCUUCCCCUUGUCCAGGGGGAAAGGUCAGCAGCGUCCUGGAGCCUCCGUGUCACUCCCCGACAGCCAUGAACUGCAGCGAGAGCCAACGGCUGCGAACCCUGUUGAGCCGCCUGCUGCUUGAGCUGCACCAUCGGGGCAACGCCAGCGGCCUGGGCGCCGGCCCUGGCCCGAGCAUGGGCAUGGGGGUCGUGCCUGAUCCUUUCGUGGGCCGCGAGGUGACCAGCGCCAAGGGCGACGACGCCUAUCUCUACAUCCUGCUCAUCAUGAUUUUCUAUGCCUGCCUGGCUGGAGGCCUCAUCCUGGCCUACACCCGCUCCCGAAAGCUCGUCGAGGCCAAGGAUGAACCAUCUCAGGCCUGCGCCGAGCACGAAUGGGCUCCGGGAGGCAUCCCGGCCGCGGAUGCUGAGACUGCCACCGGACCGCCCGAAGGCCGCCUCCAGCUCGCCCCAGAGGCACUGCCUGCCCUCGCCCAGGGCGCUGAGCGGGUCUAGAAUCACAGCCUCAGCUCCCUCGCUUGCUCGCGUCCUCCUCAUCUCUGCUUAUCCCUGGGCGCGGCUCUUGUCCUCUCCUCCCCUUGCAGGGCUCACCUCACCUGAGGCCCAGAUAAGAGGUCAGGAGACCUUGUCUGGAAGGCUCUGGAAGGAGAAGCAUCGCCUUACUCCCUCCUGGCUAGUUUCUCCCUCCUCCCGCUGCCCUCCAUACCCACCCUGCACCUCCAACUGCACUAAACUGCCUCUGCUUUCUUGUCUUCAAACAGCCCUGACACCAUGCUCCAGCCCUCUGGGAACUGAAUCCAACACGUCCAACACUUGGCAUUGAAUCGAAGCAAUGAGGUCUAUCAAAACUCUGGGCCGUCUAACUGGCAGCUGCUCCAGGGACUGCUCACUCUGCAGAGCCAAUGGGCUUGCCAUCACUGCCAGGCUGGCUGCAGCAGCUUCAGCUUCCUGUUGCCUUAGGGACAGAGACAAAGAAAAUGAAGAGACCUCAGACAUCUUUUCCCUCCCUCUCUCUUUCAGCAAUGAGCUAGCUGGACACUAGGAUCAGUCUGGGGGAUAGAAUUGACUUUAUGGAGACUGAAGGGGGAGGGGAUAAAUGGGAUGGGACAGAUCUAUGACACCAAUUGUAUGGUUUUCUUGCCUCUCCAGUUUUCAUCCCAAAGGUAACUUGACUGAAUUUUAGUAGCUUUGCCAUCUGCAGCUGGGUGCAUCACCCCAGUACUUCCAGAUUCCUCCCCUGUAAUGACUUAGUUGUUAUUGCAGUGUCUGCUUCAUUCAUGGACCAUGAGGCUUAGAUGUCUCCUGUUCUGUAACCCUGGGGAAUGUCAGAGGCAGGAAAUAAAAGUUGUUUAAACAAUAA
Ictidomys tridecemlineatus (thirteen-lined ground squirrel) is the source of this 1451-nucleotide messenger RNA. It is a transcript of the gene Kcne5, whose product is annotated as potassium voltage-gated channel subfamily E regulatory subunit 5. Gene Ontology annotation, biological process: ventricular cardiac muscle cell action potential; regulation of ventricular cardiac muscle cell membrane repolarization; potassium ion export across plasma membrane. Gene Ontology annotation, cellular component: voltage-gated potassium channel complex; membrane. The record is from RefSeq and is a predicted model, not a curated record. NCBI's taxonomy places the organism in Eukaryota, Metazoa, Chordata, Mammalia, Rodentia, Sciuridae. Gene Ontology annotation, molecular function: delayed rectifier potassium channel activity; transmembrane transporter binding; voltage-gated potassium channel activity involved in ventricular cardiac muscle cell action potential repolarization.